Parasteatoda tepidariorum (common house spider) is the source of this 687-nucleotide messenger RNA. The record is from RefSeq and is a predicted model, not a curated record. NCBI's taxonomy places the organism in Eukaryota, Metazoa, Arthropoda, Arachnida, Araneae, Theridiidae.
AUGCCUGGAAAAUACUCAGGCCUUCAAGGUCGAAUUAAAGAGAUUUCUCCUACAGCUGAAUAUAUUCCAGGCUCUGCUCACUCUUUAAAUUUGGUUGGAGUAGCAGCUAUCGAGUCUUGUGAACUGGCUAUUUCUUUCUUUGGCCUGAUCCAGAGUAUUUAUAAUUUCUUCUCAGCAUCGACCCAUAGAUGGGCUAUUUUGUCCGAAAAAUUAAAAAAUAAACUCACUGUCAAGUCCCUUAGUAUAACAAGAUGGUCUGCUGAUGCUGCAGAAGCUACAAAGUCAUUGCAGGAAGGAUAUUAUCACCACAUCAAUGAGCAAGUUGAAAAGGCCAAGUAUUAUUCCCUGAUUCUUGACUGUACUCCCGAUGCAAGUAAAGUAGAACAGAUGACAUUUGUGGUAAGAUUUGUCUCCAUGCAGGAAUCAGAGUCUGAAGUUCAAGUUAAUAUCAACGAACAUUUUUUGGGGUUUCUACCCAUUGAGAGAUCAACAGCUAAGGAAUUGUCGGAGGUUUUACUAGAAGAGCUAGAGAAAAAUAGGCUUAAAGUAGAAAACAUGCGCUAUCAAGGGUAUGACAAUGGUUCCAAUAUGAGAGGAGAAAAAUCGGGAGUACAAACAAGAAUCAGAAAUAUAAACCCUAGAGCAUUUUAUGUUACAAGCAGCAGCCAUUCGCUAAAUUGGUUGUAA